This is a messenger RNA of Apiotrichum porosum, 558 nucleotides long. It is a transcript of the gene EGD2, whose product is annotated as GAL4 enhancer protein. The transcript has 4 exons. Lineage: Eukaryota; Fungi; Basidiomycota; Tremellomycetes; Trichosporonales; Trichosporonaceae. The record is from RefSeq and is a predicted model, not a curated record. The coding region runs from base 1 to 558 and encodes 185 amino acids. Gene Ontology annotation, cellular component: nascent polypeptide-associated complex; cytoplasm. Gene Ontology annotation, biological process: protein targeting to membrane.
AUGUCCAUCGAAAACCUCACCCUCGAGGACAACCUUGAGUCCGGCGUCACCGUCGAGAUCCACUCGCGCCCCGAGCGCAAGGCCAGGAAAGCCCUUGAGGGCCUUGGCCUCAAGAAGGUUCCCGGAAUCCAGCGUGUUACCCUCCGCCGCCCCAAGAACGUCCUUCUCGUCGUUGCCCAGCCCGAGGUCUACAAGGCCCCCGGCUCGGACUGCUACAUCGUCUUCGGCGAGGCCAAGAUCGAGGACCCCGCCUCGGCCGCCCAGGUCGCUGCCCAGCAGCAGCUCCAGGCUUCGACCGCCGCCGCCCAGGCUGCCCACGCCCAGGGUGGCUUCAAGGACGGUGUCCCCCAGUCGCUUGAGGACCUGAUGGGUGGUGACGACGCCCCCGAGCUCGAGGAGGGUGAGAAGCCCGCUGCCGCUGCCGGCAGCGGCAAGGUCGAGGACGAGGACGUCAAGCUCGUCGUCGCCCAGACCGGCUGCACCGAGGAGAAGGCCCGUGAGGCCCUCACCGCUGAGAACGGUGACCUCAUCAAUGCCAUCAUGCGCAUCGGCGCCUAA